CCUUGCGUCAGACAUCAUCAUCAUCGUCGUCACCGCCAGUGAUUACCAUCAUCGUCGCCCAUUCCAUCGUCCUGGUCGUCGUCAGUCACCAAUUUGCCGGCGCAUACAUACAAAGAAACAUACCUACGCGACAGUUCUACACCGAUUGGUACCGUAAAGGCUCGCCCGCAACUGGCGUCCAUUGCUGCUCUCUAGACUCGACCGCGUCCAACUGUCGUCUUCCCCCCCCCCCCCCCUUCUCCUUUUCACUCCGUCGUUCGACCGCCCGCGAGACACACCAGGAGCAUCCCUCCACCAUGGCGUCCAGCGAGGAACUCCCCAAGGUGACGCUGUACUGGCUCAACGGCUCCCGCUCGCAGCGCAUCCUGUGGCUGCUCGAGGAGCUCAAGGUGCCGUACGAGGUCGAGGUGUUCCACCGCAACAAGCAGACGAUGCUGGCGCCGCCCGAGCUCGAGAAGAUUCACCCGCUCGGCAAGUCGCCCGUCGUCAGCGUCCUGCCCGCCGGCGCGAAGCCCGGCACCGAGCCCCUCGUCCUCGCCGAGAGCGGCCUCAUGACCGAGUACCUGUGCGAGCACCUGCCCGAGGGCCGCCGCCUGGUGCCGCCCAAGUGGAAGGACGGCUGCGAGGGCAAGGUGGGCGGCGAGACGGAGGCGUGGAUGCGGUUCCGCUACCUGCUUCACUAUGCCGAGGGGAGCCUGAUGCCCACGCUGGUGGUGGCGCUCGUCACGUCGCAGCUCAAGUCCCCCGCGCAGGUGCCCUUCAUCGUGCGUCCCAUCACCUCCAUCGCCGCCAACCGCAUCCUGUCGCAGUUCGUCUUCCCCAACGCGCUCAAGCACCUGCGCCUCAUCGAGUCGUACCUCGAGACCUCGGGCGGGCGCUACCUGUGCGGCGACUCCCUGACGGCCGCCGACAUCCUCAUGAGCUUCCCCCUCAUCGCCGCAAAGGACCGCUGGGACGACAUGGGCCGCUUCGAGGGCGGCCACUGGGCCAAGCAGUUCCCCCGCGUCGCCCGCUACGUCGCCCUGCUCGAGGCCGAGGACGGGUACCGCCGCAGCGUCGAGCGCAUCGAGGAGAUUGACGGCCAAAAGUUUGCCCCGUCGCUGUGAGAUACAUACUAUAGGCAGGCUCGUCGUGAGGGUUGGGUGGUUCUGGUGGAGAUGGUGGGUGCUAUCCAUAGUUUGGUAAUGUCGCAAUGAAGAUCCCAGGGAAACACGAGUGCGCAUUUAUUCGGUGGUUCAACAUGUACAGACUAGAAUAGUAUAGGAUGUCCUGUGGCUCAGUUAGACACUUGGACUGGCGGGGACAAUAUCUUUCAACUCUCUCUCCUUCUCUCUCAUAGCUCCCAUAACAUCCAUAUAGAUGGAUGCAGUAUUCGCACUAUCAACAG
Messenger RNA from Purpureocillium takamizusanense, 1387 nucleotides. It is a transcript of the gene GTT1, whose product is annotated as Glutathione transferase. The transcript has 3 exons. The record is from RefSeq and is a predicted model, not a curated record. Lineage: Eukaryota; Fungi; Ascomycota; Sordariomycetes; Hypocreales; Ophiocordycipitaceae. Bases 297 to 1106 code for a protein of 269 amino acids.